Neodiprion fabricii is the source of this 3520-nucleotide messenger RNA. RefSeq names its product histone lysine demethylase PHF8-like. Lineage: Eukaryota; Metazoa; Arthropoda; Insecta; Hymenoptera; Diprionidae. Gene Ontology annotation, biological process: regulation of transcription by RNA polymerase II; protein demethylation. The coding region runs from base 348 to 3140 and encodes 930 amino acids. The record is from RefSeq and is a predicted model, not a curated record. The transcript has 13 exons. Gene Ontology annotation, molecular function: transcription coregulator activity; histone demethylase activity.
AAUGUUUUUUACUUCGACAUAUCGUUAUUCGUGACGCUCCCUCUGUGAAAGAUGAAUGCUGCAAUUAGGAAUUCAAAUACCAAGAACAAAAACAGUAGUGUAGCGAAGGAACAAUGUUGAGAAGAGAAUGUUUUGAAAUUGGUCGGUCGACAAAACAGUAUGACACCUGACACGAAUGACUUCACGCUCCAUCGAUGAUCAGUGCACGGAUCAUGAAUGACGUGAUGCCGCGGCUGUCAGCUAAGAAAAUGGAACCGUAGCGGAUAGCCGCAGCUUCGAGGGGUCAAUACCUUCAGUAACGGGAAUCUGCUUCGGAAUAACAACGCCCAAUAUUAGUAAUUGUUAAAAUGGAGCUCGGAGCUGCCCGCUCGCAGCCAGGAACGUAUUGUUUCUGCGGUCAAUCUUACACUCCCGAACAGUUUAUGAUACAAUGCGAUGUUUGUAAGGAAUGGUACCACGGAGGAUGCGUAUCGGUAAAGGAAUAUUCGUCAACAGAUCUUGAUAAGUACCACUGCCCAUUGUGUGUGGAAACAAACGGCCCAUCCCUGAUGAAAACCAGAAUGAAUUGGCACCGGCAUGAUUAUGCCGAGUCGGAAGCAAGUUCAAAGGCAGUCCAGACUGGGACACCUGUUUUUAUCAGAGAGCUGAAAUCACGGCAUUUUUCAAAGUCUGAUGACAUUAUCAAACAUGUCAGGGGUCAGCAAUUGACACUACAAUAUUUACAAACACAUGGAUUUGAAACACCUGUUAUCAUUGACGGCAAAGAUGGCCUCGACAUGACUGUUCCACCUGCAAACUUCAGUGUCUAUGAUGUAGAAAGUUACAUUGGUGGAGAUAGAGAGAUGGAUGUGAUCGAUGUCACCAAACAGAGCAACGUGCGGAUGAAGCUUCGCGAUUUUGUUGAGUAUUAUAACGACCCAUGCCGUACGAGAGUCCUGAAUGUUAUCAGUCUAGAAUUUACGAACACGGGAUUGUCUCCUAUGGUCGAGGCCCCUUACAUAGCACGGAAAUUGGAUUGGGUAAAUUCCGUGUGGCCUCGAGACUGGCCUGAAGACAGUGAACUGAAAAGACCGGAAGUGCAAAAAUAUUGCCUGAUGGGUGUGAAGGACAGUUUCACAGAUUUCCACAUUGACUUUGGUGGCACUUCUGUUUGGUAUCAUGUUCUCAGGGGCGAAAAAAUAUUCUACCUUGUCAGACCUUCACCAGCAAACAUUCAACUUUAUCAGCAUUGGAUGUGUAGUUCUAGCCAGAGUGAAACAUUCUUUGGAGACCAGGCAGAUGCUUGCUACAAAUGCAUCAUUAAACAAGGACAGACAAUGAUGAUACCAACUGGUUGGAUCCACGCGGUUUUGACCCCUGUUGAUUCUCUGGUCUUUGGGGGAAAUUUUUUGCACAGUUUCAAUAUACCUAUGCAAAUUCAGAUCUAUGAACUUGAAAAGAAAAUGAAAACUCCCGCAAAAUUCCAGUACCCUGGUUUCGAAACUAUCAAUUGGUUUGCCGCCAAACGACUGCUCAAUGAGUUGAAGGAACUGAAUAAUGAGGAGAAAAAAUGCCCACCGUAUUUGAUGCAGGGUGUUAAGGCAUUGCUAAGUAUAUUGAAACAGUGGAACACCGACAAAGACUACAACAUGACGAGUCGCGGUCAAAUACCGCACACGAUAAACAGUCAGAAAUUAUUGAAGGACUUUAGCAAGGAUAUAAGGCACGCGGAACGUUACUUAAUAUCCUUAAACCCUCCGAAACCGGAGCGCGAGAGUAAACGGAAAAGAAAAAAGCCGUCGAACAAAGAUUUCGUUGAUUAUGACGUUGCCGAUCAAAUAUCUGGAAAGCCGGUAAAAGUGAACGCGAAAGAGACGUUAAAAUCAGAUUCGAAAACCGAAGUAGACGACAUUUCGCCUAGUAAUAGACCCCCGCUAAAACUGACACUUCCCAAACCAUCUAUGUAUCCUUACAAUAGUUCAAACGUACCGUCGGAGGAAAAAACCCAUCUCAAUAACGAAAAACCGAAACCGUUGAUUAAAUUAGGGAAACAAAGUUUGAAGGUGAUUAAGUUUAAGCUCGGGGACAAGGAGGUGAUAAGAAGCACCAACGAAGCGAUAAACAAUUUCGGAAAUUUCACUACCGAUCACUUGAUCGAAACUCCUAAAGAAUUGACGUGGAAACAGAGUUCUGUUUAUGAUUUUCACGACGGCAGUAACGAGAGCAGCUACAGUGGCUUUACAAUCGAUGAAGCGCCGAAACGGAAAAAGCACCAAAAUCCGAAAGCGUCGAAAAGUAUGUCGGCCGUUAAAAAAUUGAAACGGGAUUUUGACGGCGACGUUGACGUCCUUACCGAUCCUCCCAAAAACGGUAUAGAGGAACUCCUCAAAGCCUCAGCUUACACGCUGGGAAAUGCCGCGCAACGGGUCGACACCGCGGCACCGACUAGUGUCUCGCAAUACGGUCAACCAACACCGCCGCCAACCGGUAUGUGUAAAUUGAAAACGGCUAGUUCUGGCAGGGCAUCACCGUCAACGCGUGAGGCCAUUGCCGGCAUGCUGUCGUUUAGCGAGCAAUGCUACUCAACGACGUCUGGAAGCCCCGAAAAAUCAACCAAGUCCGAACAGGAAGACGAGGACGAUCAGUUGAUUGAAAAUAUUGACAAAGUUCACCAGGACGAGGAUUUUAUUUAUCCAACUCUCGAUGCCUCGGACGACGAGGAAUUCAUAUUCAAACCCCGGGGGAAACGCCGCGUAGAUGAAGCCUGGAAUCCCAAGGCGAGAGUCGGCCCACUCUUGCCAAAAACGAACCGUCCGGCUCGCGAAGGCGUCAAGAAAACCUCGGUCGAAAAGGGGCUGGAAGCUGCGGCCGCGAAACGAGCCAAGCAACAUCCUGUGGCUAAACGUACUUAUAACAAGAGAAAACAAAAAGAAGUCUUACUGCCGGUUAUACCUGCGCCAAUUGUCGUUCCCGCGCCGAUGGAAGAGGUGGUUACGACGACAGAUAGCUACGGUUCGAUACUGACGAGUCCGAAUCGGUUAAAAGACGUGAAAGCAAAAUUGGCGGCCCCAAUUCCUGCUGAACGAAAACCGAAGAAGGGUAUGAAAACUGCGAAGCAACGGUUAGGGAAGAUUUUGAAACUUCAUAAAAUGAUGCACUGAAUUUUAAACCAGGUGAUAAUAUUUGAAUCUGAAAUAAUUUGAACUGCAAUCGUGUCCCCGUGUAUUUGUAAAAAUAAUAUGUAUGCGUUACAUAUUUAUGUGUAAAUAUAUGAACAAUUUGUAUAUCUUUUCAUGAAAGAUAUUCGGCUAGACUUAUACAUAUAUAUAUAUUUAAAGAAUUGAACAGAAAAAAUUUGUAAUCCGAAUUGUCGUCAAAAUAUCGCGCAUUUAUCUCUACACGCACUAUCUUAUAAGAGUGAAAAUUUUUUAAUUAUAUUUUAAAUCGACUGUCUUUGAUAAAAUAAAACACUAUAUUAAGACUGGUUUCUCAUCUAAUAACUUUUAUUAACAAAAAUUGGAAUAAAAAAAUCAUAAUACAU